UCAUGUUUAUGUAUAUAGUAGCUGUUGUUGCUCAAUUUAAUUCUAGUUUCUAGAUGAAGAAUUUAUGAUCUUUCUCCCCAAUUUUUUACCAUAUCAUGCACCCAGUUGGCAGAAUUUUAUUAGCCACCUCAUUCGUCUUUCCUCUUAAAGACCCAAUAAGUUUCACGUACGAACCAGUUCUUAAUUAGAAUUCUUAAUAAUGUUUACAAAUUACCUAUGAUUUCGUUGUUGUGUUUUUAAGAGAGUGAGAGCGAUGGAGGUAGGAGAUUGCAGUCUAUGGCAUCACUUAAUCUUUUGUGAAGAGCUGGAAAUUGAUGGCAACAACAAAGAUGUUUGCUGGCUGUGUGAAGAAUCAGUAUUGGGAGUCCCCGCCUACAAAUGCUUGGAAUGCAGCUUCCUCCAACAUAAAUCAUGUAGUGCAAUAAUGAUGCAUGUCAAACAUAAUUUAAGGGAAAGACAUCACUUGAUGUUCAUAGAAGAGCUGGGAAAUACUGGCAACGAGGAAGUUGUUUGCCCAGGAUGCGAGGAACAGGUAUUUGGUCCCGCUUACAAAUGCUCUAUCCCCGGAUGCAGCUUUCUCCUUCAUAGACCAUGCACUGAGCUACCUCACGUGAUGCAACACCCCGUGCACUCAAAGCACACCCUUAUUCUCCGAGUGCCAUCAGAGAGUAAUCAUUGUGAUGCUUGCCGCAAAUGUUGCAGUAGAUGCUUCCUUUACCGAUGUUCCCCCUGCGAUUAUGAUCUCGACGUUAAAUGUCGUUCCCGCUGGCGAAUUAAUGCCGAAAACUGUCAUCAACACGCAUUUGUUCCCACCUUAACGAAGAUCCAGUUCACUUGCCAAGUCUGUGGUGAGGAGAGCAAGGACAUUGCCUACUUGUGUAGCAUCUGCCAACUCUUGGUUCACUAUAACUGUGCUCGACUUCGGCGCACUGUCGAAGUUUUCAUACAUAAUCACUCCCUCACUUUGACCUAUUCUCUUCCUCAAUUUCAGGAGCACAACAAUAUAUUUUGUAAACUUUGUUAUGAGAAGGUGAAUACAAAGUAUGCAACUUACUCUUGUCGAGGAUGCAGUUAUAUUGCCCACUUGAACUGCGCUACUGAAUUCAUCACGGUCUCCAAACGGUUAGGCUGGCAGCAAAGAGUUUUUGACGAUGACUGUACUCUUUUCGUUCAUUUGGUGGAGGGGAUCAAGCUAGUAGAGGAAGAAAGAGCUAGUCAUCGGGAGAUCCAGCAUUUCAGUCAUCCACAACAUUACUUAAUCCUCAAAGAUGAAGAGCUCAUGAAGGAUAGGCGUUGUGAGGCCUGUAUGCAAUUUAUAAUCUCCAUUCCAUUUUAUGGUUGUGUUAAAUGCAACUUCUUUAUCCAUUAUAGGUGUGCUAAACUACCUUCAUCGAUUAAGCGAUGGCGACUUGAUGAACAUCCACUCACCCUCUCACAGGCUCCGUCCACAGAUGGAUUGUUUUGGUGUCGUAUUUGUAGACGUUAUCGCCAUGGCUUCACCUAUAAAUGUGACGAGUGUCAGUGGAAAAACUUUGACGUUCAAUGUUGUUUAAUUCCGGACAACCUUGAACAUGAAGGUCACCAACACUGUCUCUUCUUUCCUGUAAUGGAUUGCGGUACUUGCAAUGCUUGUGGUGCAAAAAAAGGUGACUUCACGUGCACGACUUGCAAGUUUUACUUGUGUGCUAAAUGUGCAACUCUUCCCCUGGUAACCAAAUGUGAAUAUGAUACACAUCUCUUAAAACUCUCCUACACGCGCGAAGAUGAAUUUGGAGAAUAUUAUUGUCUAAUUUGUGAAGAAAAAAGAGAUAAUCCAGAUCACUGGUUCUAUUACUGUGCAAAAUGUGACUUUUCUGGUCAUUUCAAAUGCGUUCUUGGAGUGAAUCCGUGUAUUAACUAUGGAAGAACUUACAUACAUGAAGAUCAUCAACAUCCUCUCACUUUUAUUCAAAAGACUGAGUACUCUCCUCCAUGUGAUGUAUGUGACAUGCCUUUUGAGGACAUGGCUUUAGAAUGUAGUCAAUGCAAAUUUAAGGUCCAUUGGGAUUGUUUGAGAGAGAUCUAA
Molecule: messenger RNA, 2065 nt
Organism: Alnus glutinosa
Lineage: Eukaryota; Viridiplantae; Streptophyta; Magnoliopsida; Fagales; Betulaceae
Exons: 1
Coding region: 254-2065 (603 amino acids)
Source: RefSeq, a predicted model, not a curated record